This is a messenger RNA of Punctularia strigosozonata HHB-11173 SS5, 1161 nucleotides long. RefSeq lists its product as uncharacterized. The record is from RefSeq and is a predicted model, not a curated record. The coding region runs from base 1 to 1032 and encodes 343 amino acids. Lineage: Eukaryota; Fungi; Basidiomycota; Agaricomycetes; Corticiales; Punctulariaceae. The transcript has 17 exons.
AUGUCUCUUGUACCUACCAUGGGCGCCGUGCUCAUCGGCGACUUUAUCUCGGUCAUGCUGUACGGGCUCACAACAUCCCAAGUGUAUAUUUACUUCCAGAGGAGUUGGACGAGAGAUCCUUGGACGCUGAAGGCUUUCGUCUUUUACGUUUGGUUGAUGGAGACGUCCCACGUCUUCUUGAUUUGCGCCUUCAUAUUCCGAUCUGUGAUAAUCGAAUUCGGGAAUGUGGAGGCGUUACAAGUCACUCGAGUCUCUGACGACGUAACCACGGCGAUCACUGGACUGAUUAUAUUCUCGGUGCAUCUCUUCUAUAUAUGGCGGCUCUGGAUUCUCAGCAACAGAAAUUACCUUCUUGUCGGGGUUGUGUUUCUAUUGGCAGUCUGUCAUUUCGGUGAUGUUUCACUUCCUUCAUCCAACCAAUCAAAGCAAUCGGCUGACAUGAUGGAUGUACUCGUAGCGUUCGAGCUGGUUGUGAUGGACUUAACCUUCAAGUUCCCGCUGUUCUCGCAGUUCCAUAAAAUCACGGCGUAUUACACCGGAUCGCUGGCUCUGGCAGCUGCAAAUGAUAUCAUCAUCGCAGUGGCCAUGACCUACUAUCUGGGGACCAGGAAAACAGGAAUCAAGAGUACCAACACGUUGGUCAACCGGAUCAUCACGUAUGUCAUCACGACGGGAGCUCUCACUAGCGUGGUCGACCUCGCUAUUCUCAUAUGUUUCGUCACUAUGCAAAAUAAUCUGGUGUACCUGUCUAUGUACAAUCUGGUGAACAACCUCUACGCGAACUCGCUUCUUGCAAUGCUCAACGCCCGCGAGGCGCUCAACAAAGUGUCGCACGGAAGCAGCACGGUCGCGUUCACCAACAACUACCCUCUGUCCGGCGUCCGCGGCCAGACCCAAAGCCACACGGCCAUGAGCGACGAGAGCCGCAGGGGCCUGAAAGAAGACCCCAUCACCUCUCAGUUGCGAUUCACGCCCAGCGAUGCGGGCGAGACGACGAAGGCGUACACGACCUCGUUCUACGACGACGUCUAAUUGAUACCAGACGGACCUCGGUUCCGGAAGUCGUUCGCUCGCUGCCCUUUGUCCUCCCGGCGGCAGGGCGUAGGUUGCUUCGUCAUAAAUUAUUCCGCAGUCUUUCGUUGUGCAUUAUUUGGUCAUCGC